CCUAUCGGCGUCUUGCAUUCGCAUUCACUAGCAAGCACUUCGUUAACCUAUACCGCUACGUCAUGAAGGUGGGCGGCGACGGGGCGGGGCGCAUCAGCCUCCGCAUGGCGGGAGGAGAGGAGGACGAGAUUGAGUACACUGCGGCGUACUCAAUGGACUCGACGACAGGCUCCAAGCCCAACCUGCACCGCGUGGCGCCAGUGGAGGCAACUACGUGCGUGCUGGUUGUUUCAGUUUACCCCAGCUCCAUGACGCACGCCACGGCGGUCGAGCCGCCAAAGGAGAUGAUGAAGAACACCCUGAUCAACCUGGGCAACCAGUGCAGCAAGGGCAUCCCCAAGAAGCGCAGUGAGAAGUCCAAGAAGAAGCAGUCGGCGGCCCUGAAGAAGCGCCGCAGCGUCUAGAGCCCGAUAAUGAAGGGCAUUGUCGUAAAUGACGUGGAGGGAAGCAGCAGGUUGCAAUUGCAGGAGGUCACAAGGCGUGUUGGGCGGGAUGAGCUGCCCCGCGAGGGCCUCGCGGAGGGUGGGGCGGCCGGCGCCAGGGGACCGAGGAGCGUGUUGAACUGGCAGGAGACAGGAUGCAGAACCAGGAGACAGGAGGUGACAGGAGACAGGAGGCGACAGGAGGCAGGAGGAGACAGGAGACAGGAGGCGACAGGAGGCAGGGGGAGACAGGAGGCAGGAGGACACGGCACGGGCGUCAGGGCACGGAUGACCACAGGUUGAGGAUUCCGCUUUGUGGCUUUUGCUUUCCGCUGGACUUCGGCCCACUAGCAAUCUUCCGGCAGCAAUCUUCCGGUAGUGCGCGCUGGGCCGCAUCUCUACAUUUUGUACCUAUUGGUGUCUCCCGUCGAAUAGCCGGGGCUCUUGUUUCCGACCGGGGGAUGCCGGCAAACCCUGCAGCGUGUUGCCGUGUUCGUGUGUUCUAGGGUCUUCUUCAACGGCGC
This is a messenger RNA of Chlamydomonas reinhardtii, 946 nucleotides long. RefSeq lists its product as uncharacterized. NCBI's taxonomy places the organism in Eukaryota, Viridiplantae, Chlorophyta, Chlorophyceae, Chlamydomonadales, Chlamydomonadaceae. The transcript has 2 exons. The record is from RefSeq and is a predicted model, not a curated record. The coding region runs from base 63 to 404 and encodes 113 amino acids.